Rattus norvegicus (Norway rat) is the source of this 6724-nucleotide messenger RNA. The record is from RefSeq and is a predicted model, not a curated record. Lineage: Eukaryota; Metazoa; Chordata; Mammalia; Rodentia; Muridae.
UUCAUCUUAUUUCCAGAGAUACAGUCUUUCACUUGUUCCUCUGUCUAGACUGGCUCGAACAAGAUCUGCUGUUGCAACCCUCCUGCCGCUGUCACGGGGGUUACGUGCACCUAUAUAUCUGCCUUUCAUAUGAGCUUGUUAGGGAUUUGAAUUCGGGUCCUCGUGAUUGUGAAGGGAGCACUUUACUUACUGAGCCAGACAGACGAGCGUUCUGAUGGCGUGGUUGGUUCCUAGAUUAAACUUCAAUAACAGGGUUUUUUUAAUUGUUGUUGUUAAGUAUAUAUGUAGAGAUGUGUUGUGAUAUUUGUAGAUAUUUGGGACCAGACAUGAGGUUGCCAGUGUUUCUUUAUGUUUAGACCCUUCCUAAAGAUUCAGUAAAUUCUACUGAUUGGGACACGGGAGGGCUACUGUGAUUUUGAGACCUGUCUGUUCUAAUUAGUGACUUUGAGACCCAAACAUAGCCCAACAGUGUCUUUAAGACGAUAACACAACCCCUUGAAAAGUCCACUGUCCCUAUCCUGUCCUAAAAGAUAGGAUUUAACCACCAGAAAGGGAAGGUCAUAAUAACAUAAAAACAGAGGAUACAUUUAGUAUUAUGAACAAUGCUAUUAUAUUGUCCUAGUUUCUCCUUAGGUUGUCACAGGCCAGUGAAACCGUGACUAACCCCAGUGCCAAAUCAAAGACCAUUUUGGAUCUCCAGAGUGACUGCUCAUGCUAAACUGGAGAGAGAAGAUGUUUUCCCGGUUAAGAGCUGUUACCACUCCUUGCACUUUGACCUGCCGCAGAGUGCACCUGAAGGAGAAGGGCAAGCCACUCAUGUUGAAUCCAAGAACAAACAAGGGGAUGGCGUUUACAUUACAAGAACGACAAAUGCUUGGUCUUCAAGGACUUUUACCUCCUAAAAUAGAGACACAGGAUAUUCAAGCCUUACGAUUCCAUAGAAACUUGAAAAAAAUGACUAGCCCUUUGGAAAAAUACAUCUAUAUAAUGGGCAUACAAGAAAGAAACGAGAAACUGUUUUAUAGAAUACUACAGGAUGAUAUUGAAAGUCUGAUGCCAAUUGUGUACACACCAACAGUUGGUCUUGCCUGUUGUCAAUACGGACAUAUCUUUAGGAGACCUAAGGGAUUGUUUAUUUCAAUCUCAGACAGAGGUCAUGUUAGAUCAAUUGUGGAUAACUGGCCAGAAAAUCAUGUUAAGGCUGUUGUGGUGACUGAUGGAGAGAGAAUCCUGGGACUUGGAGAUUUGGGUGUCUAUGGAAUGGGGAUUCCAGUCGGGAAGCUUUGCUUGUAUACAGCAUGCGCAGGAAUCCAGCCUGAGAAAUGCCUGCCUGUGUGCAUCGAUGUAGGGACUGAUAACAUGGCUCUACUGAAAGACCCGUUUUAUAUGGGCUUGUAUCAGAAGCGAGACCGCUCCCAGCUCUAUGACGAUCUGAUGGAUGAGUUUAUGAAGGCGAUCACUGACAGAUAUGGCCGGAACACACUUAUUCAGUUUGAAGACUUUGGAAAUCAUAAUGCAUUCAGAUUCUUAAAAAAAUACCAGGAAAAAUACUGUACCUUCAAUGACGACAUUCAAGGGACUGCUGCAGUUGCCUUGUCUGGUCUCCUUGCGGCCCAAAGAGUGAUUAAUAAACCAAUCUCAGAACACAGAAUCUUAUUCCUCGGGGCAGGAGAGGCUGCACUUGGAAUUGCGAAGCUUAUAGUCAUAUCAAUGAUGGAAAGUGGUCUCUCAGAAGAGGAGGCACAGAGAAAGAUCUGGAUGUUCGACAAGAACGGCUUGCUAGUUAAGGGCCGGACUGCUAGAAUAGAUAGUAACCAGGAACCAUAUGCUCAUGCUGCCUCAGAGAACAUACCUGCAACCUUUGAAGAUGCAGUAAAUAAACUUAAGCCUUCAGUUAUAAUUGGAGUGGCAGGUGCUGGCCCGCUUUUUACUCCUGGCGUAAUUAAAGCCAUGGCCGCUAUCAACGAGAGGCCCAUAAUAUUUGCUUUAAGCAAUCCUACAGCACAGGCCGAGUGCACUGCCGAAGACGCUUACACACUUACAGAGGGCAGGUGCUUGUUUGCCAGUGGCAGCCCAUUUGAGCCGGUGAGACUCCAGGAUGGGCGUGUCUUCACCCCGGGCCAAGGGAACAAUGCAUACAUCUUCCCAGGUGUGGCUUUAGCUGUUAUUCUCUGUGAAGCCCGACACAUCAGUGACACCGUUUUCUUAGAAGCUGCAAAGGCACUGACAUCCCAAUUGACAGAUGAAGAGUUAGCCCAAGGGAGGCUUUACCCAUCACUUGCUAAUAUUCAGGAAGUUUCUGCUAACAUAGCUAUUAAAAUUGCAGAGUACCUGUACGCUAAUAAAAUGGCUUUCCGAUACCCAGAGCCCGAGGACAAGGCCAAAUAUGUGAAGGAAAGGAUAUGGCGGAGUAAUUAUGUUUCCCUGCUGCCAGAUGUGUAUGAUUGGCCAGAGUCGUCAUUGAAGCCUCCGCAGAUACCAGAAUAGAAGCUUUCCCUUUAAGACAUUCCGUGCUGCAGGGACAAAAAGAUAAUAUUCUCUGAGUUACUGUGUCCUCUGGUUUAUUCCUCCGUACUACUUUGCUUGGCAUUUUUCCUGUGAAUCUAGCUUUGGUUGGGGACAGACAUGCUGACUAUGCUGUGGUGCCCACAGUCCAGUACUGGGAAUGCUUCAUUCAGUUCAGUGGGUCUCCUCGUGUGCUCUGCUUUGAGCUCGCCACGGUAUUGUUGCUGUUACGUGAAUGUCUCUCUUCUUCCACUCAGUCCUCUAGCACUGUGCAUAUGAGUACAACGUGUUGAGAAGAAGCUAAGUGUUCACCAAAUCCCAAAGAAAAAGUUGUUAGCACUUAAAGCUGUUCUUUUUCUUUUCUUUCUUUUUUUUUUUUUUUUUUUUUUUUGGAGCUGGGGACCGAACCCAGGGCCUUGCGCUUGCUAGGCAAACGCUCUACCACUGAGCUAAAUCCCCCACCCCAAGCUGUUCUUUUCUAUAUACUUCAUUUCACUUUCUGCUCUGAAAUUCCUUUGUAGUAGACAGGUUUGGGGAAAUAGGAAAACAAAAAAAAAGAUCCCAGUUUCCUAGAACUAAAUCAGUGCUAACUGUAACAUUCUAGAAGAAUGGGAGGAGCCACUGCUGCCUUUAGACAGACUGAACAGCCAUCUGCAACAGUGUACAAACAAGUUUUACUAAUAAAACCAAUUCCUUACGUUUAAUUGCUUCAGUUACAUUAUCUUAUUGACCACACAGAAACUUAGGUUUGUUGGUUAUGACAAGAGUUUCAUCAUCUUCACUCAGUUAAGGGAGUAUCAUCUAUCUACCACGCAUGACUAAUGUCAUGUGAUUCGGAGAUGGUGCCUAAGGGGUUAACUACAGCCUAGGUCUUCCCCCUGUCAGUCACGUCCUUUACUGUGCAGUAAUUAGAGGAUCUCCUCACAUACAUUCCUUUGAAUAUUAGCAGUGAUGGCUUUCUCUGCUGAGAAUGCAAAAUAGAUUCCAAGAUUACUGGAGAUAAAUAAAGUAGAAUCAGACCAGGAAAUGCUUUUUGUAUUUUCAAGAUAGGAUCUUACUAUGUAGGCCUGGCUGUCCUGAAACUCACCCUGUAGACCAGAGUGGCCCAAAACUCACCGAGAUCUACCUGCCUCCAGAGUGCUGGGAUUGGGGACGUACACUACUACACCUGGCAGGAAAUUCCUUUUUUUUUUUUUUUAAAGAUUUAUUUAUUUCAUUUCUAUGAGUACAUUGUUAUUCUCUUCAGAUACACCAGAAGAGGGCAUCGGAUCCCAUUACAGAUGGUUGUGAGCCACCAUGUGGUUGCUGGGAAUUGAACUCAAGAGCAGUCAGUGCUCUUAACCUCUGAGCCAUCUCUCCAGCCCAGCCGAGGAAUUGCCAUCUUUAAUCCCAGGGCAAGCGCUGUAGAAAGACAUCAGUGUUCAUGAGUCACGUUCUCAAGAACUCUGAAGUAUUUGGAGAAAAUGGCAAUGGCUGUGGUAUUCACCUGUCUAGAUGCUUUGAGAGACAAAGUUUGUUUUUAUUUUGAGACUGUAGCAAGCUGGCCUGGAACUCACUACGUGUCUCUGGCUUGCUUCCACAUGCUGAGACCGUAGCUAUGAACUACCAUGUGCAGGGACAAGACUUAAACAUGCUUACCCUGGAACGAUGGCAGUACAAAGCAAUUCCAGGUCCAUACCACAGUGCAUGUUUUACACUCUGUAGGCAGAGGGGACCUUUUAUCCAUCUCCCUGCUUAAGAAGAUUGAUUCGAAAUUCUGAAGAUGUGUUCAGACUACUUAGUAUGCGCAGACCUUGGAUUCAGUGCACAGGGCCACCCCAAAAAGAGGCAGACUUGAAAUGGCAUUUCAAUUUUAAAUAUGGGUAAGCACGAUGGCUAAUUUAGCAUCAAUAGCCGUCUGCUUAGUAAAACAAUGACGCAAAUCGUAGUUUGAUUGAAAGGUGAAUAUGUACACAUGGUCUAGCACCAAGGCAGGAAAAUCUCAAGUUCAAAGCCAGACUGCCUACUAAAGAACUCACAAAAGGAAUGCAAGAUGGUUCAGUGGUUAAGGCCCUUGUCCUCAAGCCUUGACAUUUAAUCCCAGGACCUAGAUGGCGGACAGAAAACCAAUUUCCAUAAGUUAUUCUCUGACCGUCCCCACCCUCCACUUGCCACACACACACAUCAUAAAUAAAAGAACGAAAAUUAUGAGAAACGUUUAUUUUUUCAUGUUUUUGCUUUAUUCUGUAUAUGAAAUCUAAAUAGUGAGCAUUGCAAGUAUAAAAAUGUGUUACUGGUUUUUGGGGGGAUUUGUUUUUUGUUUUUUGUUCAGUUUGCUAAUGGUUAGGACAGAGGCUGAAUUGAAUUAAAGUAAUUUUACUAAGACGUUGCUUAUUGAAUGGUACAAUUCACAGCAGUCAGUUUUUAAGGAGAAGAUCGCAAGAUGAAAUAUAGCCUACUUAUAAAUAGCAUUUAGUAUGAAUUUAAAUGUUUAUUAUCUAUGACUCUGGGCAAUGGGAGACCUUGAUGGCAUCAAACUGGGUGUAUGUGGGGGGGAUCACUUGGGACUUCCAUGGGGAAUUUUGCCAAGCAAGAAGGUCGUUAUUUGAAGAGUGGUGCUGUGCUCUGCUGGGUGGAGGAACAGUUGUAGAUGGGUUUCCAGCAGUCGGGAGGAGAAGGCCCUACUUGUUUUCCACCGUGAAGUCAAGAGGGAAACGUGAAGGUGUAGUGGAUGCACAGAUGUUAAGCUCUCAGAGUGUCAUUGAACCAUUUCCAAGGGUGGCUUCCCCACCAGAAGGUUGCCUCAGAAUCACUGUGAGCCUCUUAAACGGAGGUACCCCCCUAAACGACCUCUGGUGGGGAGAGCCCUGGCAGGUCUAUUUCAGCAGCACCCCCAGGAUUCUGAUGUCCCCUUGUUCUUACCUAUUAACGCCUUGAUGUGGGACGGCAGAUAGUUAGACCAUGCUGCUGCUGGUACGGUUUCAGGGCAGAGUUCACUCUCUGGCAUUUCUUUGUUUUUUAUUAAAUUAUUUUUCAUAUAUUUUUAUUUCAUAUAUUUCUCAUCCUUCCAGAUCUCCCUACUCACACAACUUCACGUUCUUUCUCUAUGUCUCUGUCUCUUUCUCAACAGCAAAAAUGGAAACAAUGGAAUGUCAUUAGGGCAGCCCCCAUGUCUAGGAGUGGUUGGCCAAACACCAACACAUCCCAUGGCUUUUGUCUGGGCAUGUGCUUUUUGUUUGGGUUUCGGGGGUUUUGCUGGUGGUGGUGGUUUUGUUGAGGGAUGGUUUGCUUUUCGUUUUCAUCUUAUGGGUUGGUUGUUGAGGUCUCACAUGUCCAAUGAUCUCUUGGUGGCACCCACGCUGUCGGUGCAGGUGCAGAACUGAGCACGUCGCAUGCACAUUUAAAUCUAGUGCUCAGAAACUGUGCUCCAGUUUAUGUGAAAAGGGUCAACUGAAAUUACAUGAAAUGGCCUUCAUCUAAUUAUAUAGGAUAUUAAGUUAAUAAGGAAACUUUAGACAUAAUUUUCUGAAAACAUAAUCUAGAAUACUUUAUUAAGCUCAUAAGAUCUAGUGACCAGGCUUGCUUGCUUGCUUUUGUAAGAGUAGCCACCCAAUGUCUAUUUGUGGGGCAGUUUUCUCCAUUUUCUGAGGAAGGACUUACUGAUUUUUCUCUAAAUUAUCAGCUUCUGAAGAGAUUUUGCAGUUACCAGUGGAUUCAGACUGCAGUUUUAAGGGGUGCAGAGAGACAGUGCAGGGAGCCUGGCCUUGGAGGAAGCACAAAUAGGUCACUGGAGUGUCAGAGUUCUCAAGUUCACCUAAACAAAAUCAGCCCCAAAGAGCGUUCACCGUCCUAGAGGACAUUAAUACAGAUCUCAGAGCUCCUUACUGGAGUUCUGUGUCCAGAGAAAUCCUCCGUGGACUAGCAGCGGCAUCCUAUUUCCAUUCAAGACGUACUCCAGUGCAGACAUGUUGCUGACUGCACACGCGAGACAGGUCUCAGCCACUGUGACUUGCACUUCUACACAAUGUUAAAAUGAAACCCACUGACCAGUUGUGCUGUGUGCCUCUAGUCCCAGCGCUCGACAGGUAGAAGCAGGAGGAUCAGGGGUUAAAGGCUAUAUAUGGAGAUCAAGUAUAUGUAUAUGGAGCUUCAACUGUAUAUGGAGAUCAAGGCUAGCCUGGGCUAUAGGAGACCCUGCCUCAAAAAAAAAAAAAAAAAAAAAAAACAAAAAAACCAAAAA